GAGCAGGGCGAGAGCGGGGGGCGGCAGGAACGGGGGGGCAGCAGUAAGGUAUAUGAGGGCCUCAGUUCGAGCAAUCGCCGGUACUCUAGCCUCGCUGCCUACUUACAUUCACACACACUAACACCACCGCCGGGAAACACGAUGCACACCCUCGCGACGGUAGCCGCGGUGCUCGCCGCCUUGCUGGUGGUGUCGGCGCAACAGUACCAGCAGCCCGGCGGCAAUUAUGUCGACGACUACGCCCAGUACGACUCGCAGCGGCCCAGCCAACCUAGCCCGCGCAGCUACGCGCCGAACGACGUGCCGUCCCGGCAAUCGGCGGCGCCGGAGAACCCGAAGCCGACGCCGGUGGCGAUCCUCAAGCAGAUCAAUCGUCACAACGAGGACGGCUCCUACACGUACGGCUUCGAGGGCGCUGAUGGCUCCUUCAAGAUCGAGACGAAGUUGCCGACCGGCGACGUGAGGGGCAAAUACGGCUUCGUCGAUGACACCGGCAAGGUGCGCGUGGUCGAGUACGGCGCGAACCAGUACGGCUUCCAGCCAGCCGGCGAAGGCAUCACCGUGGCGCCGCCGACCCUGAUCGACGAGACCACCAGCAAGGAUGGCGUUCAAGGACAGACCUACCAGGACUACGAUUACCAGCAGCCGCAGCCGCAGCAGCAGCCGCAGCCGCAGCCGCGACCUCAGCAGGCACCAGCACGCCCGGCUUACCAGCCGCAGGCGCACACUCAAGCGGUGUACGCACCUGCACAGGUAGCCCCCAGCAGACCCGCUCUCCCGAAAUCGCCCAUCUUCACGCCGGCCGCUGCGCCACGGCAGUCCUCGUUGCAGCAGAGCCCGGCCUACGACGAGCCCGCGCCGGCGUCCCAGCUCUACAAUCAGGGUCCCGCGCAGUUCAGUCCGGCGCCGGACCAGGAACGACGUUCCCAGCCGCAGUCUCGCAGCGGAGGCGGUAUCCUGGAUCAGCUCGCCAGGGACUACGCCUUGCCUCAGGGAGUCGCACCGCCGUUGCACGACAUCAGCUUUGGCUAUUACUAGAUCGCCUCUAGUCCCGCUCCUAUGUCCAGCAGAGAGAGUGUGUGUGUGUGAGAGAGAGAGAGAGAGAGAGAGAGAGAGAGCUUGGGCUCAGUUGUCGCAUUCGGAAAGUCCCGGGAUUCCGAUGUCUCUUGCGAUUCUCGUAGCGAGUGCCGCGUUUGGCUCACGAUCUUGCAGAGUCCACGCUUGGCUCGUAUGCAAGACAGUCGCGACGUCGAAGACUCUGUACUCUCGCGAACGCCACGACUGAUCCCAGGCUCGCCCACGUCCCGGAACGUGUUGGUCUUGUUUCUUCAUCUUAUUCGUGAGUGGGACGAAACGGGACACCCCGGUUACCUCGGCGUGAUCGCGACGUUGCCCGCUCCCUCCCCUCCCCAAGCCUGGGGGCAGCGUCGUGGUCCUCGCGAAUAGACCGUCCGCCGGAGGCGGAAGUCGAGAACCGCCGGUGUUGGCGCGCCCGGAACCGCCGAGCGAAAGCUGCUACUCCAUUUCGUCCGUGUGAUGCAACUUCUUCAUUAAAUCUAUCAAUUCCAUUUCCUUCAGGGUUUUACACCCGACAAUUAGAACUGCACGUUGCCAUCGUUGUCUUAAUCAUCAGCGAUGAGCUGUAAACCGGUAAAUCGACGGCAAGACGCAAGUCCUGAGCAAAUGAUGGCAAUGACGCGCUCGAUUCGCUGCAAGUUCACGACACACGGACCGAGUGGAUUUUUGGCUCUAACCUUCGUUGGUUUCAGAAAUCUUCCAAUCUGCGACAGGAAAAAGUUCCUCGUUAAAGCGCCGACUUUCUCUUCGAUUUGAGCGCCAAUACUCUAGUUCUCGGCCUCUUGCUUCGAUCACGAUUGUCUGCACGGGUGUUCAAGCGAACUAGAACGCUAGAAAAUCUCAUGUCAUCCUCUCAACGACCAUCGACAUUAUUAUCGUCACGCGUAUAUCACGAUUUAUCGGGAAGGAUCGGCCGCGCGCCUCCGCAGGCGCGACGACCGGGUGUGACAGCGGGAGCUGCAGGAAACUGUUCUGUAAAAAAGAAUGUAAAUAAAAUUUCUCGCCCGAGCAUGCUCUUCGAGCACACUGGGCGGCCCCGCCCCCGUUCGUUUUCUUUUUACGUUCCCCGGAAAACUCACGCAGCUCGCCGCUGGAGUGCCGUUUGCGCGGCGCGGCGCGGCGGCGCGCGUAAAUUGUGAGCGCGCUCACUAUUGUAAUUAGAUUAUUGUAAGGUAAUUUCGAGUGGAAUAAAGUGAGGCCAAUACUGAA
Harpegnathos saltator (Jerdon's jumping ant) is the source of this 2286-nucleotide messenger RNA. RefSeq names its product cuticular protein 97Ea (gene Cpr97Ea). Gene Ontology annotation, cellular component: chitin-based extracellular matrix. The transcript is spliced from 2 exons. The coding region runs from base 142 to 1038 and encodes 298 amino acids. NCBI's taxonomy places the organism in Eukaryota, Metazoa, Arthropoda, Insecta, Hymenoptera, Formicidae. Gene Ontology annotation, molecular function: structural constituent of chitin-based larval cuticle. The record is from RefSeq and is a predicted model, not a curated record.